This is a messenger RNA of Colletotrichum karsti, 3918 nucleotides long. RefSeq lists its product as uncharacterized. Gene Ontology annotation, biological process: DNA-templated transcription; regulation of DNA-templated transcription. The coding region runs from base 1 to 3918 and encodes 1305 amino acids. Lineage: Eukaryota; Fungi; Ascomycota; Sordariomycetes; Glomerellales; Glomerellaceae. The record is from RefSeq and is a predicted model, not a curated record. The transcript is spliced from 4 exons. Gene Ontology annotation, molecular function: DNA-binding transcription factor activity, RNA polymerase II-specific; oxidoreductase activity; FAD binding.
AUGGACGAGCGUCCAGCCAAGAAGAGAAAGGUCCGAAAAGGAACCCGAAGCUGCUGGCAGUGUCGAAAGAGGAAAAUACGAUGCGAAUUUGCCGACGACGACGAACAGACUUGUGCCGGCUGUAAAGUCCGGGGAACUUCCUGCUUAAGCCAAGAGUUCAUCGACGAUGAGCCGACCGGUCCCCCGGAGCGCGGCGUCGCCCAGCGUCUCGCCCGGCUGGAGGAGUUGAUGGUUAAGCUGGCCGACAAAAUCGGCCCCGAAACCUCAACAGAAAAGACUACCACGCCCGCCUCGUCACUGAAUGAGUCUGCGCCUACUUCGGAAUCUCUACCGCCCCUAAGCCAUCGUGUGCAGACCGUUGAGAGUCCCGUCAUCACGCCCUCGCCUGCGAAUCCAACACAACCUCAGCCGGUAUCAGAAUCUUCGCACGUCACGUUGAAAAAUGAGCGGAUAUGCAAGGAGCUCUACUCCAUGUUCCCAUCAAAGAAGGACACCAAGAUUAUAAUCGAAUCGAGCCGGGGACCGGUCUUUGUCUUGAUCCUUUUCUAUUCCUACCAAGACAUCAUCGAGGGCAAAUCCCCACCGACGGCGACUCUGUCAGACGUACCUGACGUUUCGAAACACCCUGCCAUCCUGGCGAAGCACCUACUUCAGUUGACCAUAUGUCUCCAGCAGCUACCGCCUUGUUUUAAUCCAUCUCAAAAACACCUUGGGCUGACACAUUCCAUCCAAGACACGAUGGCUGAGUGGGUGGCAGCUGCAAGCCUCGUCACCUCAAACGACGAAUUGGUCGGCUCCGCUGAAGGCCUUCAAUGCCUUAUCUUGCAAGGUUUCUAUCUCAUCAACUCUGGGAAUCUUCGCAAAGCCUGGCUGGCCAUGCGUAGGGCCCUCAGUCUGGCCCAACUCAUUGGCAUCGAACGAAACGGCAGUCGGCCUCUGAAAUCAUGUGACCCCGCCACCGAUCCGGCGACGAUACCCUCGUCACAUCAGCUAUGGUAUCGCAUCAAUUUCUGCGAUCGCUAUUUGUCCCUGUUGCUUGGUUUACCAGCUGGCACGCAAGACAAUAGCUUCUUUUCUGAACCUUUCAUUGCCAAUGACACACCUAUGGAAAAGUUGGAAAAGAAAUACACGGUGAUAUCCCUCCGCAUAAUCGACAGAAACCGUGCACCACCUCACGAAGCCUACGCCAUCACCCAAUCCAUCGACUGCGAGAUUGAGACAGCAGCGAAAACAAUGGGAAAUGCCUGGUGGGAGAUCCCUCCCGUGGCCGAUUACACAGACACAACUACCCAAAUGGGUGUCAUGUCGCAUUUGAUGCUGCAAAUACACCACCACAGCCUGCUCAUUCUACUUCACCUGCCGUAUAUGCUUCGGAAUUCUGCCAAUAACCGCUAUGACUACAGCAAGAACACAUGUUUAGAGUCCAGUCGUGCGGUACUACGACGCUGCGUCAUCUUCCGCACCGCAAAUAACGCAGUUUUCUCCUGCAGGCAUAUCGACUAUUCAUCCUUGAUGGCGGCCAUGACGUUGCUACUCGGUCACCUCACUCGUCCUCCCGGAGUCCGGGAUGAUGAAUGGUGUCGGCAACGAGUGGAGGACCGAGCACUAGCUCAGACCACGAUGGAGAAGAUGGAAGAACUCGCGAGCUUGAACCACGACAAGCUUUCCGGCGAGAGCGCUGAGAUCAUCAAGCAACUCCUCCCCAUCAUCGACUGCUGCAAUGACUGCCUGAACAACCAACCGGGCGAGGACUGGAACGUGCGACUCAGCAUUCCCUACCUCGGAACAGUCAACAUCAACAACUCUUUGAACCAAAACGCACAACCACACUUGCACACGGUAGAUCUCAGUCACUCCCAACUCCCAACGCCAUCGAACACCACCACGGUCUCGCCGGCUUCGUUCCCGGCGAAUCAGGAGACCUCUACCGUGACUUCUGUAGACAAUCUUCUUGGACAGGACUUCACACCCAGCGGGAGCGGGGACGUGUACGGCGGCUUCGGCGCCGAGUGCCCACAAUGGCAGUGUCCGGGUAUCACGGCCGAGGCGGGAGACUGGGCGUUUCAAGGCGUCGAUACGGCAUACUGGUCCCUGCUUAAUAGUGACAUCCCGAGUCUCACCUGGACCCCUGCCUAUUGGCGUAUCUUGGCGAUGUCUGUCAGCAAGCCCAAGGCGACGUUUCCCCGCAUCUACGCAGCAUCCCUUGCGAGUGUCCCCGGACGUUGCUGCUGGCCGUCAGAGUCUUCUUGGGAGGCCCUCGACCUCACCCUCGACGGCAACCUCGUCAAGAGCGAGCCCAUCGCGCAGUCUUGUUACGACGGCCCGGCCAAGGACCUAGCCGAGUGUGCCCGCGUCUCCAAGCUGUGGUCGGACCAGGACUUCCAGACCUCCAACCCAAUCGGCCGGCCAUACCCUUACAAUAUCACAUGCGCACCGGUCGACCACGCCGCGGGCCAGAUCCCGACCAGCUGCUCCCUAGGCUCUCUCCCAACGUACGCGGUCAACGCCACCACCCGCGCCGACAUCAACUCGACUCUUUCCUACGCACGCCAGCACAACAUCCGCCUCGUCGUAGCCAGCACCGGGCACGACCUCCUCGGCCGCUCCGACGGCUACGGCAGCCUUGAGAUCUGGCUCCGGCACUACCGCAGGAGCAUCGAUUUCCAGCAGACAUACGUCCCUGCCAACGGCUGCCGGGGGUCCAACUGGACCGGCAGCGCAAUCCACAUCGACGGCGCCUACCAGUGGAGGGACGUUUACAAGGUCGCGAAAGCGAACAACGUGAUUGCCGUCGGCGGUGGUUCGGCGUCGCCCAGCGCCAACGGGGGCUGGUCGUCGGGCGGCGGCCACGGGCCCGCGACGCGCGACUACGGGCUCGGGGCGGACCAGAUACUCGAGGCCGAGGUGAUGCUCGCGGACGGGCGAGUCGUAGUGGCGAGCCACUGCGAGAACGAGGACCUGUUCCGCGCUCUUCGCGGCGGCGGGCCCGGUUACGGCAUCGUGCUGAGCACCACCGUCAAGACAUACCCCAACGUGAACGCCGUCACCGUACACAGGCUCACGUUGACGCCCCUGAGGCAGAUCGCGAAUAACUCUGACCUCCUGGACGCCGUGUCGAUGCUGUUCUUUUAUUAUCCGUCUCUCAAUAGGGCGGGCUUUGCGGGUUACGCGUACUGGUCUCGCAACUCCCCUACCGUCUUCGUGGGGAACUCCACUUCGGGCUAUACUCACAACUUUUGGAUGAUUGGCAAGACCAAGCAAGAGGUCGACCGUUCCUGCGCGCUCUGCUCGCUCAACGAGUACCUGGUACAUUCCCCGGACCGGGGUGUGUCCGUCGACGAGGACUGGGCCGAGUACGGUGAUUACUGGUCCUUCUACGAAGCCGAGUCCGGUCUCUACGACCCCGUCGGCGACACCGCUAUCCUCACGUCUCGCAUGAUGGAUCCGUCAGUUGCGGGGCGAUACGACGACAUCCGCGCGGCCCUCGAAGUGUUCAGCGGCGCGCCGGGCGAGUUCGUGUCGAACGUCGCGCUGUUGGUCUCCGGCGGGAAGGUGUUCGAGGACGCCGGCGAUCCGACGUCGGGCGUGCACCCGGCCUGGCGCAGGUCUCCGUACGUCCUGGUCGCCGGGCGCGGGGUGUCGAGGACGGCGAGUAACGCGGAGCGCAAGGCGGUGCAGGACGACAUCACGUUCGUCAAGGGCGCGGCGGUGAAGAAGUUGUCACCUGGGACCGGUGGGUACAUGAACGAAGGCGACCGACACGAUCCCGACUAUAUCCAGACGUUUUAUGGCGACUAUUAUGCGGCGCAUCUUGCGGCGAAGAGGAAGUAUGACCCGGAUCAUGUGUUUUACUGUCCGACCUGUGUUGGAGCUGAAGCAUUUGUUGAGACUCCAGACGGACCGUUGUGCAAGCUAUGA